Molecule: messenger RNA, 1452 nt
Organism: Symbiodinium natans
Lineage: Eukaryota; Dinophyceae; Suessiales; Symbiodiniaceae
Source: the annotation of a GenBank genome assembly
AUGAAAGUUGGACUCAGGACGACGGGUCCUUUCACCAUCUAUGCGGAGAUCAACCCGACAGCAGGUGGCAUUCACCUCUACUGGAAGGCCAACGGCCGCCAGGUGGAGCUUGCGGUGCAGGCGGACGGAGUCAUCAGCAGUGGCUGGAAGAGCGUCGCGGCCAGCUGGGACAAGAGCACCAUCAAGAUCUACAUGAACGGCAAGGUCAUGGGGAGCAAAGCCUACUCGGGUGCCUUCAAUGCUGUUGACAAGAGCGGCUUCUGCGCCUGCGUGGGUGAACCCGGCCGCACACAUGAGGCUUUCCAGGGCAAGAUGCGCCACGUGCAGGUCUUGAACAGGGCCUUGGAAGACUCGGCGGUGAAAGCCUUGCCCAUGGCUCAUGCCGCCAGUGGCGUUAAGGAAGCAAGCCUGAAGUGCAUGCAAAAUGCCGAAGGGUCGAAAGCAGACUUGCCGAGCACAGGGUCCUUCACCAUCUAUGCCGAGAUCAACCCCUCAGCAGGGGGGCAUCCGGGAGUCGUGGGCUGGGGCAGCCAGGGCGACAAUUUCGUCUCCCUUCGCCUGAUCCCCUGGAGGGGAAACGGUGGGAUUCACCUCUACUGGAAGGCCAACGGCCGCCAGGUGGAGCUUGCCGUGCAGGCGGACGGAGUCAUCAGCAGUGGCUGGAAGAGCAUCGCGGCCAGCUGGGACAAGAGCACCAUCAAGAUCUACAUGAACGGCAAGCUCAUGGGGAGCAAAGCCUACUCGGGUGCCUUCAAUGCUGUGGACAAGAGCGGCUUCUGCGCCUGCGUGGGUGAACCCGGCCGCACCCAUGAGGCUUUCAAUGGUGAGAUGCGCAAUGUGCAGAUCAUGGACAAAGCAUUGUCCGACACGGAGGUGAAGAGCCUGCCCAUGGCUGAUUCUGGCGGCAGCAGUGCUCCUCAGCUCAAAGCCCCAUUGGUAUACAAGCAUGCCAGCAGUUUUCAAUGCAACAAGUGCAUGCAAAAUGCCGAAGGGUCGAAAGCAGACUUGCCGAGUACAGGGUCCUUCACCAUCUAUGCCGAGAUCAACCCCUCAGCAGGGGGGCAUCCGGGAGUCGUGGGCUGGGGCAGCCAGGGCGACAAUUUCGUCUCCCUUCGCCUGAUCCCCUGGAGGGGAAACGGUGGGAUUCACCUCUACUGGAAGGCCAACGGCCGCCAGGUGGAGCUUGCCGUGCAGGCGGACGGAGUCAUCAGCAGUGGCUGGAAGAGCAUCGCGGCCAGCUGGGACAAGAGCACCAUCAAGAUCUACAUGAACGGCAAGCUCAUGGGGAGCAAAGCCUACUCGGGUGCCUUCAAUGCUGUGGACAAGAGCGGCUUCUGCGCCUGCGUGGGUGAACCCGGCCGCACCCAUGAGGCCUUCAAUGGUGAGAUGCGCAAUCUUGAGAUCAUGAACAAGGCCCUGAGUGAUAGCGAGGUGAAGGCCUUGCCUAUGUAG